Panonychus citri (citrus red mite) is the source of this 1161-nucleotide messenger RNA. RefSeq lists its product as uncharacterized. The transcript has 6 exons. Bases 257 to 1024 code for a protein of 255 amino acids. The record is from RefSeq and is a predicted model, not a curated record. NCBI's taxonomy places the organism in Eukaryota, Metazoa, Arthropoda, Arachnida, Trombidiformes, Tetranychidae.
ACUUUCUCUUUUCUCACUCAAAAACGAUAAUUAAGUUAAUUAAUCUUCUUACAAGAUCAUGAUGAUCAUCAUCAGAAUUGGAAUGAUAUUAAAUAGAAACUCAUUUCAAGUAUAAACAUUGACCAGUUCAGGUUAACUUUUUUAUUUUUGUUUCUCCUCAAAUUGUAACAUCAACAAUCAACAUCGAAUUAGUAUAAUUUGAUUAAGCCGAUUGUAUCAAUUUCUCACCUUAAUUGUUACGACUAUUUAGCUAAUCAUGGUUUCAAAUACAUUAAAAUUUUUUAUUUUCUUGACCAUUGGAUUUAUAUUGAUAACCGUUAAUCCUUGUGAUGGUCAACGACGAGCACGAAAAUUACCUGAGUGCCAUUGGCAAGGGAUGGACGAUUGUAUCAAACCUUUGUUUUACUUUAGCCAUCGGCCCAAUACAACCGGACUUGCCCUUAAUCGUAGGGAACAUGCAUUACUUUGCAGAACAAUUAAAAAUGUAACUGAUUGUGUUCAAACCUUUUUCACCCAAUGUGGAACCGCUUUGUCACAGGAAAUGUUUGUUCUGGUCAAUGAGGUUUAUGUUAAUAAUGUCAAACCAUUUUGUCGUAAUGGAGACACAAAGAACAAUUACCUGGAACAUGCAAGGUGCAUAAAUGAUGUCCAAUUGGCUCAACCCUUUAAACGCAAAUGUGUCGCUAAAUUUCAGUCCACAUUAGAGUCAAUGGAAGAGCAAGUUGAUUACUCAAAUCGAGUUGGAUUAGCCUGUUGUGGUUAUCGAACUUGGAUCGAAUGUUCUAAAGAUAUGGUCAAAGAACAGUGUCAACCAGGUGAAAAUGCUUCUCAAGCUUUUCUCGACUAUUUCAAUGCUUUCACCGGAGGUGUACCUCAAUAUGUUUGUCAACCAAAGAAAUACGAUCCCGAGUCCAAAUUUUGUCGAAAAGUUUUACCUUCAGUUAAGCGUCGACCCAAAGGUCGUAAUAGCGACAACGUUUUCUCAAAAUAUUUUUCCCUCUUCUAUCCAAAUAUUGGCUUCUAAUUGAUUGAUAAUCUUAGAAAUCUAAUCAAACUUAACCAAUUUUAAUAAAUUCUUAUAUUAAUUGUUGUUCAAAGACAAUUUGAAUCUCAAUUUUUUCCCUCGUGUCUUUGUUAUCAUUAAAUUACUUUUACUUCAAA